Knipowitschia caucasica is the source of this 1428-nucleotide messenger RNA. The record is from the annotation of a GenBank genome assembly. Lineage: Eukaryota; Metazoa; Chordata; Actinopteri; Gobiiformes; Gobiidae.
AUGAACGGUGUUCUAUGGAUUUGCAAUACAAACAAGUUGUUCAGUGUCCAAAACAUGAACGAACAAGAUGUGGAUCAUUCGCCCCCUGCCUCCUCUUUGCUGCCUCCUGGAUGGAACAGAGAGGUCAAGCAAAGGAAAACAGGGAAAACUGCUGGGAAAACUGAUGUGUAUAUCAUAAGUCCCAGUGGGCAGAAGUUUCGCUCCAAGACUUCUUUAGAAGCUUUUCUGCAGAAAAACACAGAGAGGAGUUUUGACAUAAGCAUAGAAGGUGAUGAGAAUGUUAUUUCAGAGCUGGAGACAGUGAAGAGCAGCAAUGAUGAGACACUGGAGCAGGUGUUAUCGCCUCACAUCCCAGUCGGGAGUAAGACGCCUGAGAGAGAUUCUCAAAAUAAAUCAAGGAAGUCGCAAGACAACAGGAAAACUAGUCCGUAUUUCAGCAAGGCAAACAUCAGAGACUGGCCGAGAUCACCAAGAAGGAAAGUUUUCAAGAAAUGGACACCACCUCGAUCUCCAUUCAACCUUGUCCAAGAAACUCUUUUUCACGACCCUUGGAAGCUCUUGGUCGCAACCAUAUUUCUGAAUAAGACAAGUGGCAAGUUGGCGAUACCGGUGCUCUGGCAGUUCUUUGAGAGUUACCCUACAGCUGAGGUCACACGAGAAGCAGACUGGAACCCCAUAUCUGAAAUGAUGAAACCGCUCGGUCUUUAUCAACUCAGAGCCAAGACAAUCAUUCGCUUUUCAGAUGAAUAUCUCACCAAACAGUGGCGCUACCCCAUUGAAUUGCAUGGUAUUGGUAAAUAUGGCAACGACUCGUUCAGAAUCUUCUGCGUGGAGGAGUGGAAAGACGUGACACCUAAGGAUCACAUGUUAAAUAAAUAUCAUGCCUGGUUAUGGGAGAACCAGGAAGCACUCGAAUGUGCCACAUGGGCAAGCAAACGUCCUAUUCCAAGACUGGACCCUUUGCAUCCACCUUCUGUCCAAAAGCGCACUGUUUGUCUGGAGACCCCUGCUGUUCACCACCACAACCACCAGAGGGCGUUGAUAAUGCAGAGGAAAGAACAUUACAGAUUCCAUCAAGUGUGGCGAAAACCCUUUUACGGAACCAGCAUUGAGAGGGAGGAGUACAGGAAAGAAAUCCGCAACCACUUAAAAAAGCAGAUGGAAGAUAAACAUGUAGCUCGGAGGCUCCAAUUUACUGACAGAGCGAAAGAAGCUGAGUAUUUGAGUGAAAAGGAUCGCCUGGAUUUGUUCGAAGAAAAAGAGCAAAAGAUUCAGCACAGACAAGCUAUGACGGCUUUUAGGGACGAGAACAAACGGCUAAUGGAGCAGAGCUGGAGGGACAGAGCACUAACACGUUCCCAGGAGGUUCUGAAGGAGAGGGAGCUGCUGAGACUCAACCCCAUUAACUGGAGUGGCACUCUCAAAUAG